UUCAGCAGUCGGCAGUCAUCACACCAUUUACACCCUUAUUUUUAAAUAUUAUUAUUGCAUUCUUCAAACAUUCACACAACAAAACAAAGAACAGCAACUCGAUUUUAUUUUAUUUUCCAGUGUAAAUUAGUGUAGACAAGACAAAAAGCAACGCAAAAUUAGUUCAAAAACAAAAAAUUCUCGAAAUCCGUCAAAUCAUUACAAAAGCAAGCAAGCACCAAAUAUACACUCUCUUUCUCUCCCUUCUGCAAAUAAAAAAAUAACAAAUCUAAAAUUAUACUAAUUAAGACAUUUACCUCUGAUCCAAAUCAACAACAAAAAAAUAAAUAAAAAGUGACUGUGAAGAAAAUUAAUUAAUUUUUGUGUGAAAACUCAAUUAUUAGUGAUUCUUCGGUUUAUUAAUAGAAAAAAAAAAUAAUUUAAAUUAUUUAAAGAAAAAAAAAGAACUGUGAAUGCCAUUUUAAUUUAAUAAAAAACGAAAAAUUCACUUUUGAUCGGAAUUAAAAAAAAAUAAGGCAAAAAAAUGGCAAACAGCUUGAAACAAAUUCCUCUUACUUGUUCCGGACAUACACGACCCGUCGUUCAUUUGGACUUUAGCGACAUCACGGAUUGUGGAUACUUUUUAAUUUCCGCGUGCAAAGAUGGCAAGCCAAUGCUCCGAUUCGGCGACACAGGCGACUGGGUUGGCACUUUCGAGGGACACAAAGGCGCCGUUUGGGGCGUCGCUCUCAACAGCACUGCGAGUUUAGCUGCUUCCGGCGCCGCCGAUUUUACGGGAAAAAUUUGGAAUGCCGUCACGGGCGAAGAAGUGCACAGUUUCCAACACAAUCACAUCGUAAAGUCAGUCGCCUUCGAUCGAACGAGUCAGUAUCUCGUGACGGGCAGCAACGAGAAACUCGUGCGUAUUUUUGAUCUCAAUCAACCGAAUGCCGCGAACCCCAUUACGCUGUCGGGGCAUGCCGGCAACUUGAAACGUGCGAUUUUCUGUCGCAACGAUCAGUGUGUCAUCAGUAUUGCGGAAGACAAGACGCUCCGGGUAUGGGAUAAGGUUUCGGUGCAGGAAGUGCAACGCAUUGAAUUCCCCUCGACGCCAAAUAGUUUGGAGUUGUCGAAGGACGGGACGAUAUUUACCGUGACGCAUGGACAGAGCGUUAGUUUUUGGGAUACGAAUAGUCUUUCGAAAGUGAAGGAAAUUUCGAUGCCGACACUCAUUGCGUCGGCUAGCUUGCAUCCCGAUAAGCAUACGUUUGUGGCGGGCGGCGAAGACUUCAAAAUGUACAAAUAUGACUAUCUGACAGGCAAUGAAAUUGAAUCAUUCAAAGGUCAUUUUGGUCCCGUACACGCAGUUGGCUUCAGUCCCGAUGGCGAACUCUAUGCAAGCGGCAGCGAAGACGGCACUCUGCGAUUGUGGCAAACGACAGUUGGAAAGAACUACGGCCUCUGGAAGUGCACAGAUCCAAACGAAAUAUCGCUCAACAACUCUGUGAGAGAAGUGACUGCCAACUAA
This is a messenger RNA of Culicoides brevitarsis, 1507 nucleotides long. RefSeq names its product serine-threonine kinase receptor-associated protein (gene wmd). Gene Ontology annotation, biological process: spliceosomal snRNP assembly. Bases 524 to 1507 code for a protein of 327 amino acids. The transcript has 3 exons. Gene Ontology annotation, cellular component: SMN complex. Lineage: Eukaryota; Metazoa; Arthropoda; Insecta; Diptera; Ceratopogonidae. Gene Ontology annotation, molecular function: protein binding; RNA binding. The record is from RefSeq and is a predicted model, not a curated record.